AUGAUGGACGAAAAGAACAAUAAGCACCGUACUCUAACAAAAUCACACAGCUACCAUAAUGAUGCCGUGCCUACAAAAAAAGUAUCUUUUGCUCAAGAUGUUGCAUCCCACUCCAACAAAAAGAAACAUUCAAGUACGAUUGUAGAAGAUGAUCAUAUCCCACUUGCUCUCUUGGCCUAUAAAAAGGGCUAUUGUAACCAUUCUUCUCCUAUGUUGAUGACUACCUCUUCUAUCAGCAAUGUGGAGCGACCAAAGCGAACAAUGAGCCGUCUUUCAAGUUCAAUCACUAUUUCGUACGACGAAAGAGACAAUAAGCCUCUUUCAAGUUCAGAGUUUCCCCGAAUGUCUAGUCUGAUUAUAGCAGAUCCAAAAGCAGAACGUCGCCGACAUCGGCUUUUACAGUCUAAGCAACCCAAACGAAAGCAGCGCCCAAAAUCAACACCAUCUCAACACACUUCUUCCGAGAACAAUAAGCGAAAAAAGACCGCCAUUGAUACUUCUGUUCCUCCUCCUCCUCCUCCCACUCCAAUAACAAAGAAGAAGAUUUUUAGUAAUAGCUGGCUUGUCAUUUCUUUACGUAAACUUGUUGCAAAAUAA
This is a messenger RNA of Gilbertella persicaria, 597 nucleotides long. RefSeq lists its product as uncharacterized. NCBI's taxonomy places the organism in Eukaryota, Fungi, Mucoromycota, Mucoromycetes, Mucorales, Choanephoraceae. The record is from RefSeq and is a predicted model, not a curated record. The coding region runs from base 1 to 597 and encodes 198 amino acids. The transcript has a single exon.